AUGGGAGCUCAUUGUCCUCUCCAGGGAAGGUCUCCAGAAGAAGACUUGCUCAAAGUGGACCUUCUCCAGCCCUUCUUCAUCACAGCAGUGGCCACUCAAGGUGGAGGCAGCUCUGGGGGAUUCGUCGUACGUUAUCGCCUGCUUUAUAGCAACAACGGGGUCCAUUUUUGGAACUACACCAAACCUGGGUAUGGCCCAGUCUCAUCUCUAAAGGCUCAGGUUCUGGAGGGGAAUUCAGACAGCAACACCCCGAGACGGCAGGAGCUCAGCCCGACUCUCCUCGCCCGUUUCCUGCGCUUCGUGCCUGUGGAGUACCACCAAAGCGUUUCCUUGCGCUUGGAGGUGUUUGGCUGCUCCUGGAAGACGGACCGUGCCGUGGGACGGUUGACCUCUGCCAGCCGCAGCCCCGCCCCAGGAAUAAUCCGUACGAGACCCAGUGAAGCCCCAUCUCCUCCUGAGAAGCCCAUUGGCACCCCUGCCCGGUUGCCACCUUCCACCAAACCGGAGACCACGACAGUUUCCCAUACAGGCGUUACGGGGUUGACCCCUUCUCGGCAGUUCCAGAAAACCACCAUGCCAGCUGCUUUAUCCACGGCGAUGCCCGGUAUUCGCUGGUCCACUUCUCGGCCGCUGGUGACUCCUGGAUCAACCAGUGUUUCUGGAGUGCCCACGUGGCAUAUUCUCCCGCACAGCCCUGGAACCCCUGGAUGGAGGCCCACCUUGUCAGUGCCCACUCUCAUGCCCUCUGCUGGGAUGGCGCGGGUCCUUUGCACGCAAGGACAAUUUACCUGCGAGACCUUUGGCUGCGUAGAGGCCGCUUCCGUCUGCGACGGGCAGCCGGACUGCGCCGAUGGCUCGGACGAGGCCCACUGCGCCUCAGUACACCCCAGCGAGGUGGGACGUUGCCUUUCAUCUGGCAAUUGUUGUCCAGCCAAAGAAAUUUGGAUUCAUGGAUUCCAUAUACGGCUUGCAAAUGCUAUCAGCGCUUGGUUGGGGAAGGAAGAGAAGGAAGAGAAGGAGAAGGGGAGUGAGAAGAUGAAUAAGGAGGAGAAGGAGGAAGAGGAGAAGAAGGAGAAUAGUGGAAAAGGAGAAUGA
Molecule: messenger RNA, 1095 nt
Organism: Thamnophis sirtalis
Lineage: Eukaryota; Metazoa; Chordata; Lepidosauria; Squamata; Natricidae
Source: RefSeq, a predicted model, not a curated record